This is a messenger RNA of Hyaloperonospora brassicae, 1440 nucleotides long. Lineage: Eukaryota; Oomycota; Peronosporomycetes; Peronosporales; Peronosporaceae. The record is from the annotation of a GenBank genome assembly.
AUGAGCAGCUCCAGCAGCAGCAGCAGCGACGCCGUGAAGCCGCUCCAGAGUCUCCUGGACGCCUUCAGCGCGCGCCUCACGCGCAUUGAGGUGCAGCUCGGCGUCGAUGCCGCGUCGGCGUCUGCCCCGUCUUUGUCCGGCCCGCCCGCGCCCGCGACGUGCGAAGAGCUGUCGCCCCAACUCGACGCGUACGACGCGUACGUGCGGCAGUACCUCCCGCCGUUCCUCGCGGCGUGCGACGCGCUGGGCGACGAGACCCGUCGACUGGGCCACGUGACUGCGAAGGCGUUUGCGGCCCAGCGCGCGUACCUGUUGAUGGCGAGUCGCUGCAAGAAGCCGUCGUCGGCGAUGCCCGCGCCCGAGUACUUGAAGGAGCUGCAGGGCUGUAUCAAGGAGAUGAACGCGCUGCGGGACAACCGGAGCGAGUUUACGAACCACCAGAACAUGGUGAACGAGGGCAUCCAAGCGCUCGGGUGGCUCUGUGUCGAGCCGGCGCCCAAGCCCUUUAUCGAGUCGUACGUGGGCGGCUCGGACUUUUGGGGCAACAAGAUCCGCGUGCAGUACAAGACGUCGGACCCGAAGCAGAUUGCGUUCGUCACGUCGUUCAAGAGCCUCUUGACGGAGCUCAUGGCGUACGUCAAGGCACUGCACACGACGGGCGUGACGUGGAACCCGAAAGGAGGGGACGUCGAGAGCUACGUCGCGCCUUCGGCAACUGCUGCUUCGACAGUCAAGGGGGACGCUCCUGCCGCUGCUGCUGGCGGUCUAUCCAGUGUGUUUGCUGGGAUCACAGCUAUUGAUCAGAGCAGCGGGAAGACUGCAGGGCUCAAGAAGGUGACGAAAGACAUGCAGACGUGGCGCAAGGAUUACAAGCCAAACAGCAGUGCGCCUGCUGCGUCUGCACGUGCAGCUGCGGCUGCUAAGAAACCAGUGGAGGCUGUCAAGGUCGCAAAGCCUCCUGUCUGCGAAGAGCGCAACGGCAACUGGCACAUUGAAUACCAAACUGGGUCCGAGCCAGUGAGUGUCAGCGGCAUUGUCAUGAAGCAGCAGGUCUAUAUCUUUGGCUGCGAGGGCGCCACCAUUGUGCUCGAGGGAAAAGCCAAGAACAUUGUGUUUGACUCGUGCAAGAAGACCAAGCUCAUUUUCGACAACGCCGUGUCCAGCAUUGAGGUUGUCAACUGUAAGGGCGUGCAGGUGCAAUGCAAGGGCGUCGUGCCGUCUGUGGCCAUUGACAAGACGGACGGCUGUCUCGUGUACAUCUCGUGGGAGGGCCGCGAGGUGCAGUUUGUCACGUCGAAGAGUUCAGAGAUGAAUGUGGCGUUCCCGAAUGGCGCCAACAGCGACGACUUCGUGGAAAAGCCGAUCCCAGAGCAGUUUGUACACAAGAUCACGGACGACCUGACCAUUUCGUCGGAUGUCUCGGACUUGUACUCGCACUAG